UGGCUCUAGCGGGACGUGGGGAAUCUGUCGCAGUCGCGCAUACUUGAGCCAUGCCGACUGACCCUGCAGGCCUGGCGUUCCUGAAGACCAAGGAGGCCGAGCCAGGGGUGACCAAGCUGAAGAGCGGCCUCAUGUACAAGGUGCUGGAGACCGGCACGGGCACCAGAUCCCCGGGCCCCAACACGCCCUGCGACUGCCACUACGCCGGGCAGCUCAUCAACGGACAGGAGUUCGACUCCUCGUACAAGCGCGGCAAGCCUUUGACCUUCGCCCCCUCGCAGGUGAUUGCGGGCUGGACGGAGGCCAUGCAGCUCAUGAAGGAGGGGGACAAGUGGGAGCUCUACAUCCCCUCGGAGCUGGGCUACGGGGAUGAGGGCACGCCAGGAGGCCCCAUCCCACCCAACGCGGCGCUGGUGUUCCAGAUGCAGUUGCUGAAGAUUAAGGGCUGAGACGGCCUGCAGAUGAAAGACGGAGUCUGGGGAGGGAGUCUUAGAGAAGCCAAUCUGUGAGUCCAGGCCGGCAUUCUCAGAGUCUCAGAAGUAAAUCGAGGCAGACAUAAGUUUCUGCGCCCUGGCGGAUUGCCGGGCCAAUCUCAAAUUGGACGUGCCGUUGGCAGCCUGCGACAUGCCGCCGGAGAAAGCCGAUCUAAUGAUCCAUUCCUCUCAUCUCGUGAUGAAAGACCACCACGGCACACUGAGC
Messenger RNA from Effrenium voratum, 699 nucleotides. The record is from the annotation of a GenBank genome assembly. NCBI's taxonomy places the organism in Eukaryota, Dinophyceae, Suessiales, Symbiodiniaceae.